AUGACCACGCCGGAGAAAAAGUCCAGGCGCUCCUUAACGCUGGAGAUAAAAAUUCAAAUCCUCGAUUGCCUUGCUCAAGGUGCUACUCCGGCAGUGUUUAGCAGGAAGUUCGGUCUUAAUGACGCUACAGUGAGGACAGUAAAAAAGAACGAAAAAAGAAUCCGUGAUUCAGUGGCAUCUGGAACUGAUUUGUCAGCAAAAAAAUCUUCUUACGCUCGUGAUCCCGUAAUAGAAAAGAUGGAAAAGCGCUCAGAACCAUCUUCGAGUGAUGGAAUCAAAUCUUUUAGCGCUAGUGCCGGUUGGUUUUCUGGUUUUCUUAAGCGCUAUUCUCUCCACAACGUUAAGCUCCGGGGAGAAAGCGCUUCAGCAGAUGAAACCGCCGCAAGAAAUUAUCCGGCAGAAUUGGCUUCCAUAAUUCGGGAGGGAGGCUACAAUGCCCACCAGGUUUUCAACGCGGAUGGAUCAGGUCUGUUCUGGAAACGCAUACCGACUAGAACCUAUUUGGCCAAAAUCGAUAAAUCGACAAACAGGUUGAAAGCUGCGAAGGAAAGAAUUACGCUUCUUUUUUGCGCUAAUGCAUCGGGAGAUCAUCUUUUUAAGCCACUUUUGAUCAAUCGAUCUUUGCGUCCUCGUGCCUUAAAGGGCAUGGAUUAUGAUCAGCUUCCGGUACAUUGGUUAGCUAACCAAAAAGCAUGGGUCACGCAAGCCGUUUUUAGACAGUGGUUCGAGGAAAUGUUCAUCCCUGAAGCUCAAGCCUAUUUGGAGACAAAGGGAGAAGAGUUUCAUGCUUUUCUAAUUGUGGACAACGUCCCAGGUCAUCCUCCGCUGGAAUAUCCGAAUGUGAAAGUGAUAUUUUUACCACCAAACACAACAUCGUUGAUCCAGCCCCUCGACCAGGGAAUAAUAGCUAACUUCAAGAAACUUUACAUAGGCAGGACGAUGCGAUUUAUUUUGGAAGCGAUCGAAAAGGAUCCGACACUGACCGUUCCAGAAGCUUGGAAAACUUUCACUAUGAAAGAAUGCUUGGAGCAAAUUGGAGCGGCUCUUCUAGACAUCAAACCAUCGACUCUUAACGCUUGCUGGCGAUCUCUUUGGCCUGAGUGUGUGCAAUCAACCGAUGUGCAGCAGGUAAACCACACGUCGGAAAUUAUUUUCCUGGCUCAUGUCAUCGGUGGCGAAGGCUUCGACGAUAUGGCUGAAGAGGAUGUUUGCGAAUUGUUACAGGAACCAGUGCUUGGGGAUGAGGAUCUUAUAGAGAUGCUGCUAACUGAACCAGAAGAAAUUGCUGAUGAGGUUUCCGUUCCAGAAUUGACUUCUGAAAAGCUGGAAGAAGGUUUCAGACUGGCAGAGCAGAAAGCAAAAACGAUCCACGCAGUGUUGGCCGAAAAUAGGAGUGGUGAAAGUUCAGAAGAAGAGCUGUUUAUCGGUGCUCUGGAAGCCUUGGAUGAAGGAGAGGAUUGGUUCGAAACAGUGAAAGUUAAUAUCAGCAAAGUUUCGGUGAAAUUAGAUACUGGUGCCCACUGCAAUGUUCUCCCACUUUGGAUGGUAGAGAAAUUAGACCUGUUGCCGCUAAAACUCUCGCCAACAAAGUGGUUGCUGACGUUCUCCAAUCACAAGAUGCUAGUUCUAGGGGAAGUUGACCCAGUUUGCACCGUAAAGCAAAAGCAGACCCGGAUUACGUUCAAAGUGGUCGAGGAACGAGUGAUACCAUUACUCGGUAGGAAAACAUGCAUAGCACAGAAUCUGAUAACUCGAAUCGACUCUCUCGAGAUAGAUGACGUCGAGGUGUACGAUGGUCUUGGUUGUUUGAAAUAUAUGACAUCGACCUAG
Molecule: messenger RNA, 1830 nt
Organism: Uranotaenia lowii
Lineage: Eukaryota; Metazoa; Arthropoda; Insecta; Diptera; Culicidae
Product: tigger transposable element-derived protein 1-like
Exons: 3
Coding region: 1-1830 (609 amino acids)
Cellular component (GO): nucleus
Molecular function (GO): DNA binding
Source: RefSeq, a predicted model, not a curated record